Molecule: messenger RNA, 505 nt
Organism: Nycticebus coucang (slow loris)
Lineage: Eukaryota; Metazoa; Chordata; Mammalia; Primates; Lorisidae
Exons: 1
Coding region: 53-505 (150 amino acids)
Source: RefSeq, a predicted model, not a curated record
CUAGCCCCAGCUCGCGAGCACAGCCGAGGGGCCCCGCCGUUGCCCCGGAUCGAUGCCCAGCGCAGGAAACCCUUCUCUGCGGCGUGGGAGGACGAGAGGCGGCCGCGCCGGUGUGCAGAGGGGCGGACGCGCAGGCAGAUUUCGGAGUCACGGUCCUUACCUGAUAGUUGACAGAGGGCGAGGACCGGAGAAGACAGCGGAGGAGGAGAAGGUGGCUGUGGCGGCGGCGGCGGAAGGUGGGCGGCGGCGUCGGCGCUGCUGCGGGUGUCGGAGCUGGUGGGUGGCAGUGUCUGCGAGCGCGCGCGCCGGCGAGAGGGCGCGUUCCCGAGGCCGGCGGGCGGCGCAGGCGCGAGCAGCGGGAGCGCGAGGCUCCCCAGGGGAGGGGGGCGAGCAGCACAGCCUCCACAGGAAUCCUCUCCUCCGGCCACCAGUGGGCGCGAGCGAGCCCCACCGCUCCGCCCUGCGGCGCCUCUUGGCUCGCGCCCUCCGCGCUGCCCUUCCCUAG